AUGACCCCGGUGACACCUGGAAAAGGCCGUGCCGUGAAGCGCCGCUGGCCUACUGACGACAAUCCGACGGAUUCGGAAGAGGGAGGACACCGUCAAACAAGGCCCGUUUGUAAGCAGUGCAGCAAUGCAAUCUUCAGCGGUGUCCCUUGCCAUCUGGCUCAGCAUUCGAUGGAGCACCUGGCCUUGCAACCCUGGAAGUGUUCUGUUUGCACCUAUACUAUGACUCGACAAGGCAACCUGCAAAAGCAUCUGAACGAGCGACAUCAAGGAAACGGCCGAGUCAUCGAUAACCGCACGGCCGAAUACUACGAUGAGCUCGAGGCGAAGACGAAAGCCAACUUUCCGGGUCAAUCAAGUGCCAUCGCUAAAUACAUUGGUGGACAAAAAGAGGCAUUGGGAUUUCAAGAUGCGUCCGAUGAUGAAGAUGACAAUCCGCAAGACGGUCGACAAAUCUCCGUCUGCAAGGAAUGCAAAAAUUCGAUUAUGGCAGCUAUUGCUCCGCUUCUGGCUCAGCAUUCGGUGGCGCACCUCUCCUUCCGACCCUGGAAUUGUUCUGUUUGUACCUAUGCUACGAAACUGAAAGGCAACCUACAAAAGCAUCUGAACGAGCAACAUCAAGGAAAUGGCCGUGUCAUCGAUAAUCGCUCUGCCGAAUACUACGAUGCGCUCGAGGCGAAGACGAAAGCCAACUUUCCUCAUCGCGCAAAGGCUAUCACCAAGUACAUUGGAGGACAAAAGGAGGCAUUGGGAUUUCAAGAUGCGUCCGAUAAUGAUGGCAAUCCGCGCGGUGGUCGAAAAAUCUCCGUCUGCAUGGAAUGCAAAAAUUCGAUUAUCUCAACUAGGACUUGGCUUCUGGCUCAGCAUUCGGUGGUGCACCUCUCCUUCCGACCCUGGAAGUGUUCUGUUUGCGCUUGUAAUAUGACUCGGAAAAGCGAGCUGCAGAGGCAUCUACACGAGCAACAUCAAGGAAACGGCCGGAUCAUCGACAAUCGCACUGCUGAGUACUACGAUGCGCUCGAGGCGAAGACGAAAGCCAACUUUCCUGAUCGCGCAAGGGCCAUCGCCAAGCACAUUGCAGGCCAAAAGCACGUCUCGGGAAUUCAGGACCGAUCCGAUGAGGAAGAUUCGACUCCAGAAGACAACCCACCAAUUGUUCAUCUCACAGCCCCCGGUGAUAAAAGUCUCGACAUUCCGCGAAAAGUGCAGAAAAGUCCAGAAGCUGCGUCGUCAAAUGCUGGUACGGUCAAACAAGAAGUGAUGCCGGAUGCUGUUCCACCACGAUCCAAAGAGAAAUCGACUCAUCGAACGAUGGCCGAUACUCAACGCGAAGUUAAACAAGAGUCACUGGAUGUCGAAAAUUCUUCGUUUGACUUUCAUGUCGUAAUCGAGGGAAGUGAGGCGGAUGCUCAUGCUGAUGCUCAUGCUCCAAUCCGCCACCACAACGAGCAAAAUGUCCGGAAUGGUGACAAAGACCAAUCAUCCUCGCCUACCCUUCAUCCAAUCGAUGUCAAACAAGAACUUCUAGAUGGAAAUCCAACCGAAGAGCCGAGACGAAUCGAUAAGAAGAAGAAGAAGAAGGUGAAAAGAGGCGAGGAGGACUGGGCAGCCGAGCCCGUGCCCCAAAUCGACACUGACCACAGCAUCGACAAGCGCGUCGAAGAAACCAUUAUGAAAACGAAGCUGGGAGGAGCCAAGAUCUCCUCGGACAUGGCGAGAAUGCGGGCUGCGAUGAGGGAGACGAAAUCUGACGUGGCUCGCAUGCAAAUCAACAUGGCACUCCUGGAGACCCUCUCGGAAACGCGGAAUGCCGAAAAUCGCCGUCUGAAGCAGCAGAACGACCAGCAAGCCGCCAAGCUGAAAAUGCUGAUGGAAGAAGUGACGGCGCUGAGGGAGCGCAUGCGGAAUGGC
Mesorhabditis spiculigera is the source of this 1908-nucleotide messenger RNA. NCBI's taxonomy places the organism in Eukaryota, Metazoa, Nematoda, Chromadorea, Rhabditida, Rhabditidae. The record is from the annotation of a GenBank genome assembly.